GUCGUCGUCGACGUCCACCACCGUCCGCUGCCCGCCGCCUCUGUUGGCAAAGGAUCAGAGCGGAGUGGAUGCCCAUCCGGGCUAGGAUUGUUUUCUCUGGUUGGUAACCAGGCACAAGAUAUUUCCCUGUUGGACAGUCUUUCUUCCCUUUCUAUGGAAGCCAAGUUUACCCGGUUCCUGAAGCUUGUCGGAGUAGGACUCAAAGCAAGGUCAGACCGCCAAGGCCGUGAGUUAUUUCUGAAGCUGGGCUACAGCCACGAGGUUCAGUUCACUGCUCCACCCGCCGUUCGCGUCUUCUGCUUUAAGCCCAGCAUAAUCUGCUGUACUGGGAUCGACAAGGAUAGAGUGCACCAAUUCGCCGGCGCAGUUCGCAGCUGUAAACCUCCAGAAGUGUACAAGGGGAAGGGCGUAUUGUACAUCGACGAAUUCGUGAAACUGAAGCCAGGGAAGAAGCAAAAGAAGUGACCCAUGGAUGAAACCUUGCAUUCGAGUUUGAGUCUGAUAAGAUGCUGCAGCACAUCUGCAGUGGUACAAACGUUCUUGUAUUUGCCAUGCAACAUCUGGAGCUGGAAUAACAUAGUGGGUUACGCGA
Panicum hallii is the source of this 592-nucleotide messenger RNA. Its product is annotated as 60S ribosomal protein L6, mitochondrial-like. Gene Ontology annotation, biological process: translation. Gene Ontology annotation, cellular component: ribosome. The record is from RefSeq and is a predicted model, not a curated record. Gene Ontology annotation, molecular function: structural constituent of ribosome; rRNA binding. NCBI's taxonomy places the organism in Eukaryota, Viridiplantae, Streptophyta, Magnoliopsida, Poales, Poaceae. Bases 154 to 465 code for a protein of 103 amino acids. The transcript is spliced from 2 exons.